AUGAGCUAUAAUGAAGCCAGCCAGCUCCCAUCCCACUCCCUCAGUGUAGCAUCAGACCCAAGAAUCCUCUGUGGACCUCAGGGUAACACCAGUACAGCACCAGGAAGAGGUAUCAGAAUCAAGGACAUUCUCAAAGAAGAGGAGACGCUGACACACUUCUUGGUGCACACCUUUGGCCUGCCCGAGUCUGUGGUCUCCCUUCUGAUGAACUCCCAAGUCCGACCUGAGCAGUUUGCCUACGGGGUCCCAGACCUGAUGCUGAAAGACAUUGCCUGCAGUGAAGCCCUGCUAAACCGGUUCAUCAUCUUUGGCCAGCUACAAGGGGCUCGGACUGUCCAGAGAGCCAUGUGCCCUCUGUCCCAAGGCAGCCUGCAGUGGGUGGAAGAUGCCCUGUAUUCCAAUGUGGAUUUCUUUAAGCUCUUUCAGCUGCUAGCCGAGCGGCCAAGCGUCCAGGACCUGCUGUGGGUAACUAGACCUCUCCUGCAGAACGGGGAGCUGGAGUCAUUUAGCCAAUUGAUGAGGAUCCUCUCUGAGCUCCUGUGUGGUUACCCAGAGGGGGGUGGCUCCAGAGUGUUUUCCUUUAACUGGUAUGAAGACAACAACUACAAAGCCUUCCUAGGCAUAGAUCCUUCCAGAAAAGAUCCUGUCUAUUCUUAUGAUAAAAGGACAAACGAGGAACCUUCGGCUCAGUGCCGAAGAGCAAAACUCUUCUGGGGAAAGCUAGGACUGCCCCGAUGGGAUGCCAACUCGACCUUUGAAGAGCUGGCGCGUGUUCGGCAGUUCCUCAAGGCUUGGGAAGAAGUGGGGCCCCAGAUCUGGCAUUUCUUCGACAAGAGCACCCAGAUGGCCAUGAUCCGAUGCUUGCUCCUGGAUAAAUUUGAAAGUUAUGAUGAUGAAAUCCAGCUCACCCACCGAGCCCUCUCCCUGCUGGAACAGAAUCGAUUUUGGGCCGGAGUAGUGUUCUCUGAUAUCUCUCCUUGGAACAGCUUACCACCACGCCAUGUGAAGUACAAGAUCCGCAUGGACAUAGACGCAGUGGAAAAAACAAAUAAGAUCAAAGACAGAUACUGGGAUCCUGGUCCAAGAGCUGAUCCAGUGGAAGACUUCCGUUACAUUUGGGGCGGGUUUGCCUAUCUCCAGGACAUGAUUGAACAAGGGAUUAUAAGGAGCCAGACCCAAGCAGAAGUGCCCAUCGGAGUCUAUCUGCAGCAAAUGCCAUACCCCUGCUUUGUAGAUGAUGUCAGCUUUAUGAUCACUCUGAACCGCUGCUUCCCGGUCUUCAUGGUGCUGGCCUGGAUCUACUCUGUAUCUAUGGUGGUGAAGAGCAUCGUGCUGGAGAAGGAGAUGAGGCUAAAGGAGAGCUUGAAAAACAGGGGAGUCUCCAAUGCUGUCAUCUGGUGCACCUGGUUCCUGGACAGUUUCUCUGUCAUGGCAAUGAGCACGUUCCUUUUAACGACCUUCAUCGUGCAGGGCCAGGUCCUGCACUACAGCAAUCCGGCCAUCCUCCUGCUGUUCCUCCUGGUGUUCUCCGGGGCCACCAUCACGCAGUGCUUCCUCUUCAGUGCCUUCUUCUCCAAGGCCAACCUGGCAGCGGCCUGCAGCGGCCUACUCUACUUCACCCUCUAUCUGCCCCACGUCCUCUGCUUCGCUUGGCAGGAACAUCUGACCGUUCAGAUAAAGGUGGUGCUGAGCCUGCUGUCUCCUGUGGCCUUUGGGUUUGGCACCGAGUAUUUGUCUCGCUAUGAAGAGCAAGGCGUCGGACUCCAGUGGGGCAACAUUGGCAAGAGCCCCAUGGAAGGCGAUGAGUUCAGCUUCCUGCUUUCCAUCAAAAUGAUGCUGAUUGAUGCCAUCCUUUAUGGCUUCCUGGCCUGGUACUUUGACCAAGUAAUUCCAGGGGACUACGGAACGCCACUUCCUUGGUAUUUCCUUCUGCAAGAGUCCUAUUGGCUUGGAGGGGAAGGAUGUUCAACCAGAGAAGAAAGAGCCCUGGAAAAGACUGAGCCUGUAACAGAAGAAAUGGAAGAUCCUGAUAACCCCGGGGAGAGACACGAUACCUUCUUUGAGAGAGAGCUCCCUGGACUGGUCCCCGGCGUGUGUGUGCAGAAUCUGGUGAAGGUCUUUGACUUCCAAGGCAAGCCAGCAGUGGACCGUCUGAACAUCACUUUCUAUGAGAACCAGAUCACUGCCUUCCUUGGGCACAAUGGCGCUGGGAAAACUACCACCAUGUGUGUACUUGGGAACCAUCCACAGCAGCAUCCGCUUUCCACCUGGGGAUGGGGGCGGGGGAGCGCACACCUUUCCCAGGGAUUCCCCUUAUGAGCCCACCCUUCCUUCAGCCUGGCUGUUAAACGGUUUCAGUUUUAAGUUGGGGAGAGCUGCAUGGUACAGUUGAUAAGAGAAUUGGGUCUGGAAUCUGCAAUUCAAACCCAGCCUCAGACACUUUCUAGCUGUGCACGUCAUUUAAUUUCUACCCACCUCAGUUUUCUCAACUGUAAAAUAGGGUUGAUAGUAGUGCCUCCUCCCAGGCUUGUUGUGAGGAUCAAAUGAGAUAACUAGAAAAUGCUUAACACACUGCCUGGCACACAGUGGGUACUGAAUAGUAAUUGUCCCUUCCCCACUGAUUCUCUUUUAUUUUUGUUGGGGGUCGCAAAAGGAAUGAAAAUGUGAUUAUUAAUACAGAGAACUCCCAGUAAGGAAACCCCCUUCUACCAAUGCAAGCUGGCACCCACCCUUUCACUCCUCAGAGAGGAUCGUCUGGGGCACGGAGAAGUCACUGGACUUGCCCGAGUUUAGAUGGCUACUGUUAGUCUCAGCCCAGGCUUCCAGGCAGUUCCUCCCGGGCAGAGACCCGCCCCUGUCCUCCUGCACCAGGAUACCAUUGCCUUGACUUCCGCAGAGCACCUUCUCUUAUCUAGGAAACUUGCUCUGUCUUCUUAGCAGACUGAACUCUCUGAGGGGGAUGGCUUUGAUUUUGUACCUCUGCCAAUGUCUUGCACACACCACCUGCUUUAUUCAUAGGAUUGCAGAUUCAGAGUUAGAAGUGAAUUCCAGAUGAUUCAGUUCCCCAUUUUACAAGUGAAGAAACUGAGGUGAACAGCUCCAGGUGAUCCAGCUCCUUAUUUUACAGAUGAAAAAGUUGAGGCAAACAGUUAUGUGACUAGCCCAGGAUCCCACAGCUAAUAAAUGAUUGGGCUGGAUUUGAACUCAUGAAGAUGAGUCCUCCUGGCUCCAGGUCCAGCACUAUAUCCACUGAACUACCUGGAUACCCCUUCAUGACCUCAUUUGACCCUCACACUAAAGGUCCUUUGUAACAUAAUGGGAUCCCUUCCUCUCUUUCCAGUCUCUCAUCCUUCCCCUCGUCUUCUGCUUCAACAACACUGGCCUCCUGGCAUUUCCUCAGAGACAAGCUGACCCAUGAUGCUCUGUCUCCCGACAGUGCCCCCCCCCUUCCCUCUGAUGUCCUUGCCGUCUCCAGGCAGUGGCCCCUGGCUGGCUCUGCCUUCCCCCUCUGGUGUCCCUGUUGACUCUCUCUCUCGGGUCUGCCUCGGGCUUCACAUCUUGUCUCUCACUGAGCUCUGGGGGUGGGUGGGGAGGUAAGUGAUCCCUGUACCUUUCCUCCAGCCACCAGGACCAGCCCUUUGUAGGAAAUCACUCUCUCCGAGUGUCCCGUGGUCAUGGAGGAGUGAACUCCGUUUCCCCACAAGUCCCGUUGCUUCCUUCUGGCCUAUGGUACAGAGGAGAGUCACGGGAGCCCGUAGAGUCGUAGUUUAUGGAGGACAGGCCCGGCACAGCCGGACAGAGCUGGCCCAGGCUCUGGCAGUAAGACAACGUGGGCUGACCCUUGGCAAGUCGCUUAGCUAGGAAACGCUCUGGGACUCUAAGCGCAGAAUGGGAGAAGGGCCCCCGAAGUCACUGAAAACUAGAUCAAGACCAGCCGGGUAGGGAGAUGGAGGAGCUCCAACAAGAAAGCCUAAUGGCCCAGGCUCAGAUUCCAGCUGUGCUCCUUUUUUUUUAAAACAAUCAUUGAAGUUCUCAGAGUCUCAGCUUUCUCAUCUGUAAAAUGGGGGUGAUAGCUACCUCCCAGAACUUUGUAAGGUGUCUAUGAACGGAAGCCAUUGCUACAGCAACCAGCCUCUGAGGUCAGAGGGUGAUGCCUAGUUUCACUAGUAGGUUUGCUACUAUUCUUUAUAAUGAAAAGCAAUGUGAUGGAGUGAGUCAGGUGUUGGACUCAGAGCCGGGAAGACCUGGGUUCAAGUCCUACUUAUUAGACAUAUAACCUUGGGCAAUCCAUGUACCCUGUUUGAGCCUCAGCUUUCUCAUCUGUAAAAUGGGGACAGAAUAGCUCUAGCACCUCCCCAUUGGGAUCGUGGUGAGAAUCCAGCCAAUCACUAUGUGCAGCGCUUUGUUUGCUAUUUGUUUGCUAUUAUUAUGGUCAGAUGAUAGAUAAAUGGCCAUAAGGUCUCACCUUUGCAUAAUAGUUUUCGGGGUUUUUAAAAUUACUUUUGGGCGCACUUCUGCCUAGGUUUAAGCAUGUUCUUACAGAGCAGACUCUUAGAUGGGAGCAAGGAAAGCAGGACCGUCCCUGGGGCAGGUGGCAGCGAGGCAGGAUGGCCCCGAAGAGCCCGUGGGCGUCUCCCGACCAGCUAUCGGGCUCGCGGCCCGGAGCCACGUCCCCGGAGCAGCCCCGG
This is a messenger RNA of Antechinus flavipes (yellow-footed antechinus), 4688 nucleotides long. Its product is annotated as retinal-specific phospholipid-transporting ATPase ABCA4-like. The transcript has 14 exons. The coding region runs from base 1 to 2319 and encodes 772 amino acids. Gene Ontology annotation, molecular function: lipid carrier activity; ABC-type transporter activity. The record is from RefSeq and is a predicted model, not a curated record. Gene Ontology annotation, biological process: transmembrane transport; lipid transport. Gene Ontology annotation, cellular component: membrane; intracellular membrane-bounded organelle. NCBI's taxonomy places the organism in Eukaryota, Metazoa, Chordata, Mammalia, Dasyuromorphia, Dasyuridae.